Molecule: messenger RNA, 3792 nt
Organism: Lobosporangium transversale
Lineage: Eukaryota; Fungi; Mortierellomycota; Mortierellomycetes; Mortierellales; Mortierellaceae
Product: SNF2 family N-terminal domain-domain-containing protein
Exons: 4
Coding region: 326-3625 (1099 amino acids)
Molecular function (GO): ATP binding; nucleic acid binding; hydrolase activity, acting on acid anhydrides, in phosphorus-containing anhydrides
Source: RefSeq, a predicted model, not a curated record
UGUGAAACGUCAACAAAUACAGGAAGAUUACAAGGCUAUCGGGCUAAUGUUGGAGCAUGCGUUGCAACUGGUCGGAGAUACUCUCGUACUUUUACAGAGGAUGCUUUCGAGCUCGGAGCCCCCUGUCGACUACGCUGAGUAGCAUGGACUGAAUAUCAAUAGAAUACCCUCUUUGGAGAAAGGAAUGGUAGAUGUCAUGAUGGUCGAGUCAUGCACAAGAAAUGUCGGCGCAGUAAAAGUAUUUUGGUGGCGUCUUUAUUUUGAUUCUUGUUCCUGCCAUUAGCCAGAAGCAAGCGCACAUCUCCAACUUGCUUUACAUCCCGCCAUGGCAGAUGUCCCUCAACAUUUGUCCGCUCUUUCAGAUAUUCUGGGCCCCGAUGUUGACCUUGCUACAUUGGAGAAAUUGCAUGUCAUUUCAAACGGAGACUUGAAUCGUGCUAUCAACCAUUUUUAUGAAGGCAGUUAUCAUACCGUUACCAAUCCAGGCGUACCAGCAAUAUCAUCCACAAUAUCAACAUCUAAAGCCCCGAAAAUAGUUUCUGCAAAUGGUGGCCUCGGGAGUAUUUAUAGAGAUGACCAGCCACGGAUUUCCAUUGUAGGAGCAAAGCGCAAGGCGCAGGACUCGUUUUUUCCUAAAUAUUUUGGUGAACUUACUGUUAUCGCUUACGCACUCGGUGGAAUGGUCAAGAUUGAAGCUGGAGAAGAAGUGCUCUUUGACAGAAAACGGCCCAACUCACAAGUGCAGCAUGGACGAAAGAAAAAAGGAUUAGGGUCUGUGUCCAUAGGCUGGGGUAGAACAGCUAAAGAAAACCAUGUUGUUCGCUUCACAAAGCAAAAUGGGUUUGAGAUCGGAAGAUUACAGGUCGAUACCUCGCGCUGGGUAUCGAAGCUUAUGGACUAUAAGCUUGCGGAAUUCCGUGGAACCAUCAUAUUGGCGCCACCGCAACUUCGAACUGGAGCUGAGAUCGUGUUGACGAUGCGAUGCUACUUGACAGCAGAAGCGUUCAGCUCUCUGGGAUCCAACCAAAAGCUUACACUAAAGUCGAAAUCUGGACAGCCCGUGUUUGUGAAUGAAGCCCAGGAGACAGAAGAUGAAGUUGAUUUGAAGCAAAAAAAAUACGCAGUCAAUGCUCUGUUCCGAGAAUUGGCAUUGACGCCUGUUGCCACCAAUACAUCAGUUGGUCCGCGGGACAGAGGUAUUGAUAUUCAUGAUGGCUCUACGACUGAGGGAUCUUUAGCAGCAUCGAAUGGUGAGGACAACGAAAAUGAACAGGAACCAGAAGUUUCAGACAAGGAAUUGGAUGUUCUUUAUGAAAAAGCCCAACAACAUGGACGAGCUUUCGAACCAAUGGAUCCACCAAAGACUAUGACGUACACCUUGAAGCCAUAUCAACGGGUUGCUCUUGCUUGGAUGUAUAACAAGGAAGUGCUAGAGACUGCUAGUGAUAAUCAUAAGGCACUUCACCCGCUUUGGGAGGAAUAUGAGUUCAAGAAAGAAGAUGGAUAUGAGCCAAAAUUAGAUGAACCCAAGAAAUAUUACUUCAAUCCAUACUCAGGCGAGAUGAGCUUGGAAUUCCCCACGAGUGAUAAACUCUGUCGUGGAGGAAUUUUGGCAGAUGAGAUGGGACUGGGGAAGACGAUUGAGAUCCUCAGUUUGGUUCACUCCAACCCCAUGAACAAAUCAAGCAUUGACACGCCCGAGGAAGCGUUCUCACGACUGUCGACCUCAACUUCAGCCUCUAAUUCUACUUCUACAGAUAAGCAGUCAUCACCUACAACAUUGGUUGUUUGUCCGAUGAGUUUACUUUCGCAAUGGAGAGAUGAGGCUAUCAAUUCCUCAGAUGGGUCACUAUCGGUUGAGGUAUACUACGGUGCAGCACGGGGUUGGACUGAUAGCUCAUUACAGCAGAAAGGUGCUCCUGAUAUUCUCAUAACCAGCUAUGGAACUGUCCUGUCCGAGUUUUCUUCUCUCUUGAACAACUCUGGCGCUGACACGUCCAAGAGCCUUACCAAUAUGCUCGAUAUCAAAGCUCAGAACAAUUGGAAGAAAGGAAGCGCAUUGUUCAAUGUCGAGUUUCAUAGAGUCGUUUUGGAUGAGGCGCAUCAUAUCAAGAGUAGGAUGACUCAGACAGCUAAGGCAUGCUAUGCACUCAACUCGCCUCGGCGAUGGGUUGUUACUGGAACGCCAAUUCAAAACAAACUAGAAGAUUUGUUUUCUUUGGUUCACUUUUUACGAGCAGAACCAUGGUCAAACUUUUCAUUUUGGCGUACGUUCAUUACUAUUCCCUUUGAAUCAAAAGACAAGGAUAAGGCACUGAAAGUCGUUACAUCUGUGCUGGAACCAUUGGUGUUGAGAAGAACAAAGAUGACAAAAGACGAGAAUGGAAACCCAAUCAUUACGCUGCCAGAGCGUAUUGUGGAAAUUGAAUACCUCAAAUUUUCUGAACAAGAAAACGAUAUUUACCAGGCGCUGUUUAAAGACGGCAAAACAAAAUUUAAUCAUUACUGCCGAGCUGGAACAGUAUUGAAGCACUAUGCAAGCAUCUUUCAGUUGCUUAUGAGAAUGCGACAAGUGUGUGAUCAUCCAAUGCUAGUAUUAAAUAAUCGGACAAAACAAACAGAAGGAAAAGAUUCUUCUGAACUUGCUCUUGACAUGAAAGAUGGUCCUAUUCAGCUAGAGGAACUGAUGAAGAAAUUUUCAAGUGGCGAAGGUGAUAACAGUGAACAAACUUUUGGAGCAAGCGUAUUGCAGAACUUGGUUUCUAGCACUGGAGAAGUAACAGAGUGCCCCAUCUGCUAUGAGGAGUUGGCGGAUGGCGUUCUAAUGCCUUGCAUGCAUUCAGCCUGCCGUAGUUGCAUAUUGGAUUACCUUCAACGUCUUGACAAUAAGGGAGAAAUGGGUGAGUGUCCGAUCUGUAGGAAGGGGCCAAUUACAGAAGACAGUUUGAUUGAAUACACUACCUUGAGCGUUUCUGAUAGUAUACCAUCAGAUGCCAAAGAGGAAGAAGAGAAGCGUAGUGGAUUUGUGGCUGGCAAUGUGCUUGAUGCUGGAGCUGAGACCAACGGUGGUCGGGUGGUUCAAAUUCGGCGCAAUAACUUCAAAUCGUCAGCCAAGCUCGAGGCUCUUAUGAAACAUCUUAAUGAGUUGCGGAAAACAGAGCCUAAAACUAAGUCUGUUGUCUUUUCUCAGUUCACGGGGAUGUUGGACCUUGUGGAGAAGAUUUUAGAACGGGAUGGGUUCCAGUUUUUAAGGCUUGAUGGAUCACAUAGUCAUGUAGCUCGUGAGCAGACAUUACAGGCCUUUCGGACAGUGGAUCACCCUGCGAGAGUGAUGCUGAUCAGUUUACGCGCCGGAGGCGUUGGAUUGAAUUUGACAACAGCUAGUCGAGUAUUCAUGUUGGAUCCUUGGUGGAACUAUGCGAUUGAGGCACAAGCCAUUGAUCGUGUCCAUCGCAUUGGACAGUUGAAACCAGUGAUAGUCAAGAGAUUUAUUAUUGAGAACUCUGUAGAGGAAAAGAUCCUAAGUAUUCAAAACCGCAAGAACGCAUUGGCGUCGGGCUUGGGCAUGACUAAAUUAGAAGCGCAAGGAGCCAGGAUGGAGGACCUGCAAGAGAUUUUCUCGUAAAAAAAUUGGACACGGGGCGUCACAUGGACAGGAAAACAAUGCAGUGCAUUGACCUACUCCAUUUUCCCUCUUUCUAUUUUAUUCAAUACACACCCCUUAUUUCAUUUGCAUCUGCACCAAUCAUCAAAUAAAAUUUGCAGAACAGUUGUAUCAUAUAUAUUUACAAG